Cuscuta epithymum is the source of this 1831-nucleotide messenger RNA. The record is from the annotation of a GenBank genome assembly. Lineage: Eukaryota; Viridiplantae; Streptophyta; Magnoliopsida; Solanales; Convolvulaceae.
AAUUAGGACCCGACCCUAACCCGCGCUGAACCUGUAUCAUCCUGCCCGACCCGCGGUUCCAAUAACCGUUUGCCCACCCUAUUUCAUACCACCAUAGCACUAAUCCUCCCCUGGUUGCGAAGGUCUGCACGUACACUACGUACGUAUCAUAGAUGCUCUUAUCAAUUCCAAUUUCCAUCAAAGUAUAAAUCUGCUAUUUAUAUCUCCCUAGUGCGGUGCUUUUUUGAGUUUGAUUGUCUAUUUAGCUUGAAAUUGAGGUAUGGUGGAGCUAGGGUUUAGAAUUUUUCAAUCCCUAACUUGGCCUGUUUUUUAAGAAUCCAAAUUAAGGGGUUUUGUGUCAUAUUUGGAUAUUUUAGAUCAUUCUUUGUAGGAGAGUAUGCGUAAUGAGGUCAUCAAGUAAAUUUACUAGUGGUACACUAUAAAUGAUAUGAAAGAAUUUGGUUAGCUGCCUUACGUUUGAUCUCUUAAGAGAUGUCGUAUUGCAUUAAAUAGAAAUGAUCUUUGUCUUUCCAACAUACAUGUAUGAAUGUAUGAUUCUGGACUACACAUUUGAAUUUAGUUUGUUCCAGAGUUUUGCUUGGUAUAUUUUCUUUGAGCUCAUGAGAGGACCUGAUGCAGCUAUAUCAUUAUUCUAUACUUGCAUAGGUGAUUUCUUAAAGCACAAAUCACAAGAAUCGGGCAGAGUGGACUCGAGUGAUAUUUACUUCGAAGGUCCUUUUCUUAUACCCAAUUGUUUCGGCUAUUACACAAACUAGAGAAAGAGACGACACAUGAAAAAAUGAAACUUUUUGACGCACAUUGUCAUCUCCAAGAUCCAAAGAUCCUUCACAUGCUUCCACAAAUAAUUAGGAGCGCCCUUGACAGAGGAGUGGUUCAUUUUGCAGUUAAUGGUGUGUCGGAGAAGGAUUGGCAAACCGUCAAGAAGAUGAGCAUAGAAUACCCCAGUGUGGUUCCAAAUUUUGGGCUCCACCCUUGGUUCAUCACCGAUAGGAGUCCUCAUUGGCUAGGUACACUAAAGGAUCACUUAGAGGGGACACCCGAAGCUGCAGUUGGUGAGAUUGGUUUGGACAAAGGAUCGUUCGGUAAGAAAAUUGAUUUUUCCGAUCAGGUCGAAGUCUUCCGCCAGCAACUCCAUCUUGCAAAAGACCUCAAAAGACCUGUUUCCAUACAUUGUGUUCGUGCUUAUGGGGAUCUUCUCGAUAUCCUUAAAUCUGUAGGUCCCUUCCCUUGUGGAAUCGUUCUUCAUUCUUUCCUCGGUUCUGCCGAAAUGGUCCCUGAAUUUGCAAAGCUAGGUGCUUACUUUUCGUUCUCUGGGUUUUUGAUGUCAUUGAAAGAGAACAAGGCAAAGAAGAUGAUAAGAUCAGUUCCUAUGGAUAGGAUUUUGUUGGAGACCGAUGCACCCGAUGGGUAUCCCAAAAUGGGCAAUCCAGAAGAUGCUUUGGUUUUAGUAGGAGAAGGCAAAGAAAGGCUAAACCACCCGGGUAAUAUUAGUGUCAUACUUGACUAUGUGGCGGCUUUGCUUGAUAUGAGUAGUGAUCAACUUGCAGAAGCAAGCUUUUCAAAUGCACUGAAGCUGUUUUCAUUUGAAGGCUCAAAACUGAUGCAGUAAGGUUGUACUUCUGAUUUAGUUAAUCUUCAAUUUGUAUACAAACUAUUUGUAACACUCUAGGUUCUUUGUGUUGAAUAAAAAAUGCUAGUUUGAAAUGAUGAUCAUAUAUACAGUGUGGAUAACAUGAUGAGUGCAGAGAAUACAAGGGAAAGAAAUCAUGAUUUGUGGUGCUGCGAGCCUGCGACCAUGUUGAACUUAAUAUUGAAAUAGAUUCUCACUCAA